CAACUAAUGGCUGAGUGUGAAUGAGCAGCAGGUUCCCCCCUGACACCGGCUCUGGUCGAGCUGAACACGUUUUUCCGUCCAUGGCACCAGUGGCCUUGGAGCUGUUUGCAUUCACAGGCCGAGGAGAAGGCUCCGGGCUCAGGGAGGAGGGCCCGGCCCGGCGCUCGGGAACAUAAAUCCAGGUCGGACUUUGCUAUCUCAAGUGAAAUGUAAAACAGGAGGCAGGCAGCAGGUGAAGCGUGAACCACAGGCGGGCUACGAUAACGCUCAGCCAGCGGGAAGCCAUCAGUCACUUCUCUCCGUUGGCCGCUAUUAAGUCAACGCUCAAAUUUCCCAACCGGGCGCAGAGACGAGCUGCGCUUCUCACUUUCGCUCCAUGGCUCAACGCUCCGCUCGUGCCGCCGUCCCCAUCGCGCUGCUGGUGUUUGGACUUGUUGCAAUCCUGCUCCUGACUGUCCCCACUGAAGACGUCCAGGAGGCACCGGGGUUCAUGUAUGGGAUUGUCCUGGAUGCUGGAUCUUCGCACACAGCUUUGUAUAUAUACAAGUGGCCAGCAGACAAGCAAAAUGGCACGGGCGUGGUCACCCAGCACAGUGAAUGUCAUGUUAAAGGCGGAGGAAUCUCCAGCUAUGCCGGCCAACAGGGAGCAGCGGGGCAGAGCUUAGGGGCAUGUCUGGACCAGGCAGUGAAGGAGAUCCCCAAAGAAAGACACCAGCUCACACCUGUGUACCUGGGAGCCACAGCUGGCAUGAGGCUUCUGCAGAUAUCCAGGCCGGAGCAGUCGGAUCAGAUUCUCCAGGAAGUGAGCCUUAAAAUCCAGUCCUACCCUUUCAACUACCGAGGAGCAGCCAUACUGAGUGGUCAAGAGGAGGGGGCCUUCGGUUGGGUCACCGUCAACUAUCUGUUAGAGAACUUCAUAAAGUAUGGUUUUGUGGGGCACUGGUUCAGCCCCGGCAAACCCACAGUGGGGGCGCUGGAUUUCGGCGGGGCGUCCACUCAGAUAACAUUUGCAACUCAGGAGGAAGUGGAGGACAAACAGGACACGAUGAAGCUGCGUCUCUAUGGCCAGGAGUACUCUCUGUACACACACAGCUUCCUGUGCUACGGGCGGGACCAGGUCCUCAAGAGACUGCUGGCUCACUUAAUGAAGUGUCAGGGUUAUUCAGAGACAGUCGAUCACCCCUGCUAUCCCACAGGCUACAGCCGAAAUUUAAGGUUAAGCAGCAUAUUUGACUCUCCGUGUACAACAAAGUACAAACCCACCACCUCCGACCCCCGGGCGUUUCUGACAAUACAUGGUAGCGGACAUUAUGAACACUGUCUGGGCAACGUGUCUGAGAUCUUCUCCUUCGAAGGCUGUCCCUUCUCCCAGUGCUCCUUCGACAAAGUCUUUCAGCCAAACGUCACCGGUAACUUCAUGGCAUUCUCUGCAUUCUUCUACAUUCACUCCUUUCUGGAGAGAAUCACCGGUAUCUCUGUGAGCACUCCAUCACAGCUGGAGGAGGCUGCCAAGACCGUGUGCAAGACGAGUUUUGAUCAAAUGUUGCUUCUUGCUCCAGAGCAGAAGACUCGUUUGCAGGACUACUGUGCUGCCUCUGUGUUUGUCAAGGUUCUCAUGUUGAGAGGAUACGGCUUCGACGAGACGUCGUUCCCACGCAUUUCCUUCCAGAAAAAGGCAGGGGAUGCCUCGGUGGGUUGGGCUCUGGGCUACAUGCUGAGUCUGAGCAAUUUGCUGCCCGCAGAGAAAGUGGGGCUGAGGAAGGCCCUGACCCCUGGCGCAUGGGGAACGCUCAUAUUUCUCUUCGUCCUCCUCCUCACUGCAGUCCUGGUCUUCAUCUUAUUCCGAGGUUGUGAUGGGAAGAAGAAAGGAGGCACUGAAAGCAACAUCUAGAUAUUGCAGCAGCAUACAGUGUGGUCAGAGUAGCACAGUUAUGCGUUUUUGUAUGUUUUGGCUCUGUACUCCAACACAGUAGAUGAAGAAGAAGAAUCUUUAUUGUCAUUGCAGAAUACAGGUUGUACAGUAAAUGUAGUGACCUGCACUGUUCAUCUGAUUGAAUAUAAACAUCUUUAAAUUAAAGCUGAAAGUCAGUACUUUCACUUUUCAUUUCAAAUCCAAAGUCCUGGAGUACAGAGCCUUCACAAUGAAAAACGUGACCAAAUAUUCUCUGACUGCCCUGUAGGUUUGAGAGUGUAGCACUCCCCCUGGUGGCUUCGGCACUGCAGGGGAGGUCUGAAUGUAAGUUUUAUUCUAAAGAAGUGAAACCAAUUUUUGGUUGUAAGGAAUGUAAAAAAGUUUUUUGGGGUUUUUUUACAUUUUUUUACUGUACUCUGAAGCACUGUUACAGUUACUAAAGCACAUUGAGGAGAUUACUAUCAGUUUAUUGUAUAAGGAAUCACUAUUUUUGAAAGUUUUUAUAUUCAGAUGUGUUUUUCAGGUGCCAGUUUUUAUUCACAUUUUAGUCUACUUUGUUUGCAGAGUUUAACAGAAAAUAAUCAAUAACCUACAAUCACUGUUUGCUGAUAGCAGCACAGGAAGGGGGACCCAAACACAAGCUCAGAGACUGGAUGAUACAGUGAAGUGUCUUUAAUAACAAAAAAAAAAACACCUGUUGGUGUGUUUUUGAACCUUAUAAUGUUCAGAGGGGCCAGUUCAACUCAGUGAUUAGUUUUAACCUGACAUGUGGUGUUGCUGAACUGCAUUCUUUUGUGUUGUCAGACACGCUUUGCUCUGUAUAAUAUUAUUCAUGGAUACACAUAAUGAGUUGCUGUUUUUGUGCUCACCCCCUCUGCACUACAGGGUGAGGUGAAAUAUAAAAGCACAUGGAAACAUUAUGAAUCAUUUCACAUUAAAAGGCAAAUCAUUGGUCAUGAACAUUAUCAUUUACUGUACUUAAAGAAGGUUAUUCUGCAACAUAGUGUAUAGGCAUUCCAGUGUGUACAAGGAAAAGGCAGCACUUGAUGAGUGCUGCAAACCAGUAGUUGUUAAUUUUCAAGAAAAAAAGCCAAAAUGUGAUGGUUGCAGCUCCUCAAACACGAGAAUUUGUUAUGUUUCCUUGUCUCACAAUAAUGUGAUCUACA
Toxotes jaculatrix (banded archerfish) is the source of this 3078-nucleotide messenger RNA. Its product is annotated as ectonucleoside triphosphate diphosphohydrolase 2. Lineage: Eukaryota; Metazoa; Chordata; Actinopteri; Toxotidae. The record is from RefSeq and is a predicted model, not a curated record. The transcript has 9 exons. Gene Ontology annotation, cellular component: plasma membrane. The coding region runs from base 377 to 1891 and encodes 504 amino acids. Gene Ontology annotation, molecular function: GDP phosphatase activity; UDP phosphatase activity. Gene Ontology annotation, biological process: nucleoside diphosphate catabolic process.